Puntigrus tetrazona (Sumatra barb) is the source of this 1866-nucleotide messenger RNA. It is a transcript of the gene fbxo28, whose product is annotated as F-box protein 28. The record is from RefSeq and is a predicted model, not a curated record. Gene Ontology annotation, molecular function: protein binding. The transcript is spliced from 5 exons. Bases 47 to 1093 code for a protein of 348 amino acids. Gene Ontology annotation, biological process: protein polyubiquitination. NCBI's taxonomy places the organism in Eukaryota, Metazoa, Chordata, Actinopteri, Cypriniformes, Cyprinidae.
GCCGCACGGCGUGUCGUCACGUCCGGUGGUAUCGAGCUCGGAGAAGAUGGCGGCUGUAGUAGUGAGCGCUGAUGGAGGCGUCGCGCCGCUGGAUCCGGACUCCGUGUCGCCGCGGAUCCCGUCUCCGGCGCCGGAGCAGCCGCUCCAGAACAACGCGCUGCUGGGACUCCCGAUCGUGGCCAUCGAGAACAUCCUCAACUUCCUGUCCUACGACGAGAUCAGCCUGCUGCGACUGGUGUGUAAACGCAUGGAUAUGAUUUGCCAGCGCAUGCUCAAUCAAGGCUUCCUGAAGGUGGAGCGCUAUCACAGCCUGUGCCAGAAACAGGUCAAAGCCCAGCUGCCCAGGCGGGAGUCGGAGCGGAGGAACCACUCGUUAGCGCGGCACGCAGACAUACUGGCAGCGGUGGAGACGCGUCUGUCGCUGCUCAACAUGACCUUCAUGAAAUACGUGGACUCGAACCUCUGCUGCUUCAUUCCUGGAAAGGUGAUCGAUGAGAUUUAUCGUGUUUUGCGUUAUGUGAACUCCACACGCGCGCCGCAGAGAGCUCACGAGGUGCUGCAGGAGCUGCGAGACAUUUCCUCCAUGGCCAUGGAGUACUUCGACGAGAAGAUCGUCCCCAUCCUGAAGAAAAGGCUUCCCGGCGCGGAUCUCUCCGGACGGCUGAUCGGAUCUGCUCCAGUGGCCGGCCCCUCUACCUCUCUGACCACCAUGUCCCUGCUGGCCAAGAACACUCCGUCGCGCUCGGAGAUGACCAAGGUGCAGCAGCAGGUGAAGGUGAACGGCGCGUCGAUGACGGCGCUGCGGCGCGAGAUGCAGGAGGUGCGGGUCAAGCAGCUGGAGCAGCAGAAGCAGCUGCAGGACCAGGAGCAGAAGCUGCUGGAGCAGUCGCAGGUGAUCGGGGAGCAGAACGCCCGGCUGGCCGAGCUGGAGCACAAGCUCAGGGAACUGAUGGACAGCGCGGUGGCCUCCACCUCCUCCGGCUCUUCCGGCUCCUCCGCAGCCGCCGAGGGCGAGAGCAGCCUGUGUCUCAAACGGCCCCGCAAGUGCUCGGACCUCCCGCGUCACUCCAAACGCCUGCGUAGCAAGAAAUAGAGGGACCUUUCUCCGUACCUUUCCGGUUUUCUUUUGCUUCCUUAAAGCUAUAUCAUUUUUCCACUUAUGUCAAACGAUGCCGCGAGCAUCACGCGGAGGGAAGUCAUAACGAGAGAGGAAUCGUAUUGUUUUAUCAUGUGUCGCGCGUCCCUCAUAUCAGACACGUAUUAAUAUACACUAAUAUGCUUGAGCCCCGUCGCUUGACUUCUGUUUCUAAAGGUUUGGCAUCUGUCUUGAGCAACAUUUUGUCUUUCACGUUCCUUCAUGCCAAUGAGCUCGAGGAAACCAUGCAAAGAAGCUUUAGUCAAUCAACGGCAAGAAUGAGGAAGACGUGGACUCAGACCUGGCGCUUCUGAAGGCGCCGCCGCUUCUUCGCGCUCCGCAGUAGUUUCCACCAUAAAUAGGUUCGACUCUGUACGAAGUUUUCAAGUUAAAACUUAGACCCCCUUCUGGAAGUGGAGAACACGAGGUGUUCGUCACCCGACUACUAAGUUAUAUUGUUAUAUAAAUGGUAAAUAUCAGCUUUGUUCUAUGUUCUAAGAGUGAAAUAUUUCAUCUGAGAUGUGCCUCGACAGUAUGAGCAAGUCAGUGGUCUUGCAGACGUCUGCAGCUGUAGCAUACAUGAUUAUAUUGUUUGUCUAAAGAUCGUCCAUCACUGAGGAUAGUGUCUUGUAGGUGUCAAUGCCAUGUCGUACCUGCCACUGUUUGUAGGUGUAUAAUUUACUGCAAAUAGAUCUGUGUCAGUGCAAUAAAAAUUGUGGAAAGCCUUGUUA